AUGCUUAUCACAAAUAGUACAGAAGGUCAAGAUAUGAAUCCUUCAGUUAAAACAAUAGCUGAGCCAAUCACAGUAGUAACAACAAGUAAUACCAGUCCUAAACAACCUGUCCAAUAUAAUACACAAUUUCUAUUCGAUUCUGUCAGGGAGGAUAAUUCUCUUCUUCCUGGUUGGAAUGAAUCAUCCUAUGAACCGCAUAUAACUACUACUGCAAAUGUUUCACCUAUUAGUCAGUCAGGAAUUGAAUUGACCGAUUUGAAAACUGAACUUCAUAAGCUUGAAGUAGAAAGUAAUACAAUGCAGUCAACUCUGCCCAGUGUUCGACUUCAAUCUUCGACAGACUCAUCAAAGUCUAUCGACGAUUAUGGAAUUCAUAAGUUGAAUGCUUCAACUAAUUUACCGAGAUUUCUUCUACCCUCAGCAACAUCGAAUAUUCCAUCAUUUUUAUCCGAUCAGGCAAUUAAUUUACAACAAUCUACCCUACCAAUAAAGCAUACACAUGUACCAAGUGAACAAUCCCCGUCGACUUCAUCCUCUGUCUAUUGGUCUCAUCGGGCUUUUGAAAAUAACAAUAACAAUACCAAUAAUAAUAAUAAUAACAGUGUGCAUCGACGAGCAUCAUCUGUAGUCGGUGCACCGAUAGACACAAAUUAUUUAAUGCCUGAUAGAGAUAUGCUUGAAAAACCAGAGGAUACAAUACGUAGGCAUAGACAUUCUGUUGGAGAGACAUUCGAUGAUAAAAUGUCUAGCUUUGAUUAUGAAUACUGCUCAAAUAUAGAUCCGAGUGUAUUCAAUGUUAGUUCAGAGUUUCAAUCGUCUACUAUACCCAGAGACGUUAACUUGAAUUCAGAAAUGAUUAAUAUCUCACUUCAUGACAGAAUGAGUAUAAAGUCGCUAUCCUCCUUUUCAACGGCUACAUCAUCACCUGGUAAUAACACUAAUAGUAGUAAUAGUAAUAACACAGGGAUUGGACAACGUCUUUUCGAUCGUCUACAUCCUGAACGUACAAAUUAUCUGCAUAUGUUACAACAUCCUGGUGGAUCAUUAGAUCGUCGUUUAAAUCCUGAUUUCUUAGAAGUCCAAGACGAAAGAUUUAUCAAGAAUGGUUGCCCAAGUUAA
Trichobilharzia regenti is the source of this 1119-nucleotide messenger RNA. The record is from the annotation of a GenBank genome assembly. Lineage: Eukaryota; Metazoa; Platyhelminthes; Trematoda; Strigeidida; Schistosomatidae.